Messenger RNA from Aspergillus nomiae NRRL 13137, 1028 nucleotides. RefSeq lists its product as uncharacterized. The record is from RefSeq and is a predicted model, not a curated record. Bases 1 to 846 code for a protein of 281 amino acids. The transcript has 2 exons. Lineage: Eukaryota; Fungi; Ascomycota; Eurotiomycetes; Eurotiales; Aspergillaceae.
AUGUCCGACAAAGAGGAUAACAACCCUCAACCCCCUCAGCAAGAGAACAAUAACCCCGAGGAAGAGAAUAACAACCUGGGGUCCCCUCAGCCCAAGGAGGAGCAGGACGUUGAACCCAAGCAAGAGUCUCACUCUGACGCUGAGCCUAAACAAGAACCCAAGUCGGACAACGAGUCUAAACAAGACCCCGAGCCCGACCCUAAGCCACAAGAAGAAUCCCAACCUGACACUGAACCCAAGCAAGAGCCUCAGUCAGAAGCCGAGCCCGAACCUCAACCCCAGCCUCAAAAAGAAGAACCUCAGCGGCGUCCAAGGAAACCCCGCCCACAGAAGUACCAACAGGACUCGGAUACUGAGAACAUCAACCGCGGCGACAUGGAUAACACCGCUGUGGAGAAGCCUCGUCGUCAGCGCCGCUCACGUCGCCAGCAACAAGAUGGCGGUCCCCUCGGCGGCCUCGGUGGUAUAGACCAGGCCGGUGACCUCGUACAAAAUACAGCCGGCAAUGCCGUCAACGGCGUGACCAACACCGCCGGCAAAGCUGUGGGAGGCAUCCUAGGCGGCAACAAAGGGGAAGGACAGGAAGAUAGCGGUGGCAAGGACGAACAGCUGCGGUUGCGGCUGGACCUGAACCUGGAUAUCGAAGUGCAACUCAAGGCUAAGAUCCACGGUGAUCUAACCCUCGGCUUACUGUCACAACUAAAAACGAUCAUGAACGCGCUUAAUAGAAAAAGCACAUAUCCCACUUCGUCGGCUCUCAUGAAAUUUUUCGAUACCAUGUUACUGUUCCACUUCCCUCCGCCUGCGUAUAUUGUUGCCUCUUCCUCGUCGAUAAUCGCAGAUUAGAUGGUCCUUUCUCCUUUUGUUCCCCUUGAGCUAUAUACUUAUUAGCGUUGGUUAUAUGAUGGCAUGAGCAACGUUCUCUCCUUUCCUUCCGUUGGUGCGAUGCUUGCAUGUAUAUUAAUUCCAGGCUUGACUAUGAUCAUGGUUAAGUCGUUGAGUGCGUGGAAUGGGUUAUUAAUGAAUUG